Zophobas morio is the source of this 2293-nucleotide messenger RNA. RefSeq names its product hrp65 protein-like. Gene Ontology annotation, cellular component: nucleus. The record is from RefSeq and is a predicted model, not a curated record. Gene Ontology annotation, biological process: regulation of DNA-templated transcription. Bases 126 to 1721 code for a protein of 531 amino acids. Lineage: Eukaryota; Metazoa; Arthropoda; Insecta; Coleoptera; Tenebrionidae. The transcript has 7 exons. Gene Ontology annotation, molecular function: RNA binding.
GUGCCGCCAUUUGUCCGCGACGAUUGCAACCGACGCGCAGAUUCAGUCGAAGUCCUAGAAAACAAAAUUUUGUUUUCUCUUUUGCUUUGUGUAGAAUACGUGUUUUGUUAGUGAAAGAAAACGCAAUGGCGAAUCCGAAGCCUGAACCUGUAGCGGCGAAAGAGGAAAAUGACGCUGAUGCCCAACACGAACAGCCGGAUAAUCAACAGACCGGUCAACAAAACUUCGGUGGUCCCAAGCGUGGGGGCCACAACAACAGGUUCGGAAAUCGGCGCCCUGGACCAUACCCUCAGCGCGGCGGCGGUCACGGCGGGGACAAUUUCGGUAGACGCAGGGGUGGUGGUGCUGGCCCUCAUGGCGGUCCAGGUCCUCAUGGAGGUCACGGCGGCCAUGGCGGUCCAAAUCAUAACGAUCAGGGACCCAUGGGACCACGUGGACCCAUUGAUAAAAUCAAUGAUAAGCUUUCCAAUAUGGGUGGACCAACAUUUGACUUACCUCCGCUAGAACAAUCCGAGAAGAAAUUUUCCGGGCGAACGCGUUUGUACGUCGGGAAUAUAGGAAAUGAAGUAGAUGAAAGCGAACUGAAAGAAUUGUUUAGUCCGUAUGGCGAGACAAGUGAAUACUUCAUCAACAAAGAAAAGAAUUUUGCAUUUGUUAGGGUGGAUUAUCGUAUCAAUGCCGAAAAGGCUAAAAGGGAACUGGAUGGGAUCCUCUUCAAAGGGAAAAAUUUGAAAAUCCGCUUUGCUCCAAAUGGAUCCACCAUCAAAGUGAAGAAUUUGACGAAUUUCGUUUCAAAUGAGUUGCUGUAUUACGCUUUCUCUGUUUUUGGAGAGGUGGAACGCUCAUACGUCGUCGUCGACGAGCGUGGAAAACCUACUGGUGAAGGCGUCGUUGAAUUCGCCCGCAAAGGGUGCGCUCUGCACGCAGUGCGCAAGUGUUCAGAAGGAUGCUUCUUCUUGACCUCUUCACUUCGUCCCUGUAUUGUCGAGAGUUAUGAACCAAGUGACGAUACAGACGGUUACCCGGAGAAGUAUCUCCCUAAAAAGAAUCCCGAAUACUCCAAACACCGCGAAGUCGGUCCUCGCUUCGCUGGUGUUAGUAGCUUCGAGCACGAGUAUGGAAUGCGUUGGAAGCAACUCCACGAGCUCUACGCUCAGAAAGAACAAGCCAUGAAGAAAGAGUACGAGAUGGAGAAAGAGAAAUUGGAAGCUCAGAUGGAGUUCGCGCGGUAUGAACACGAAACUGAGAUGUUACGUGACCAAUUGCGUGCUCGCGAGAUGGAUAGAGACCGCCAAAAGCACGAAUGGGAGAUGAAGGAAAGAAUGGCUGAAGAGCAGCGUCAGAGGAACGAAGAACAGAUGCGUAGGCAGCAGGAGGAGAUGCAGAAUCGCAUAAUUCACCAAGAAGAGGAGUUGCGCAGACGCCAACAAGAGAAUAACUUGUUCAUGCAAGCCCAUCAAUUGGACAACAUGCUUGAACAACAAGAGCAAGCUUAUGACCAGCCUGCUGGAAUGUACAACAACAUGAAUCAAGAUGGCGACGCUCCAGUUGUGGAACCAAAAGCUUUCAUGAAUUCUUACAAGCGCAACAACCACCGUUUCGAGGGACGUGGUGACAUGGGCCCAACAGGGCCUCGUAAUGGUGGCGGUGGUGGUAGAGGCCACUGGGUCAGCAACGAUAAUCGCCGUGACGAUUUUCCACCUAAAAGGCGACGUUACUAGUUCACUUCACCAUUCUCAAGAAUUUUUUCUUCAAAACAAUGAAUCGAUGACAUAAUUGUCAUUCAGCAAAUUUAAGUCGUUUCAAGUUUUCCUAUGUUUAUCAAUAUGACAAUGUAUGUGCGAAUUUAUGUUCAGUUGUGUUUUUCUCCGCACACUAAAGUCUAGUUUCACAUACUCGUUUUCGUCCUCAUCAAAAAAUUCGGUUCAUCUUACGAAUAGAUGGGUAAGUAGUGGAAGUUUUCGUUUUCGUUCGUUUUUAUGCUCACGCGUUCCGUGUAGUUAAUCGCUCGACGAAAAAUGCCAGAAAAUGUCAGAGCGGACACAAAAUGCUUGCUGCAAGCUUGUUGUCGAAGCGCGUAAGGAUUUUUUGUUUGGUUUGGUGUUUUUGGGGUGUUUUUCGCCGCAAGAAUGUUUUCUGCUUUGAAAACGACACUCGUUAUUCAUCUAUUUUUUGUAUGGGCGGGGAUGGACGGGAUUUUUUGUGUUGAGCGAUUUUUAAUAUAAGACUUCAAACGUAGGUUUUGAGUAAUUUGUCAGUUUUAAUAUGUAGAAUUAAAGCAAAUUUAAAAUAA